Messenger RNA from Botrytis sinoallii, 2194 nucleotides. RefSeq lists its product as uncharacterized. Bases 266 to 1966 code for a protein of 566 amino acids. The record is from RefSeq and is a predicted model, not a curated record. The transcript is spliced from 3 exons. Lineage: Eukaryota; Fungi; Ascomycota; Leotiomycetes; Helotiales; Sclerotiniaceae.
GCAGGAUCAACACACCGAACGAGACGUUCUGUUGUUGCAAUUCAAAGAUAACCCUCGUUUCAUCAAUUGAAAUUACGCGGCAAUCGUGCAUCUACUGAUUAUAUUCACGGAUUAUCUUAGCCCAAGGAAUCUCUUUUCCGGCACUCUGAUCACGUGCAACUUUUGGACAAUUGUCUCUGCGUGGAAACACAGUUCAGGCAUACGUUGUGGAUUUGUAGGCUUGAAGGGUUGGUAGAGCAAGAGCUGGGAUAAUUGGAUUGAAAGUAUGGAUCAGAGAGCCACGAUGGCGCAAAGCAAUGGCGUCGGAGAGGCGAAUCUUGCGAGAGGCACACCGCCGGGUGCUUCAGGUCCAUCAGGAGCCUCAAGAAUGGCAGACCCUCCUGGAAUACUGAGGAAUGCAGAGGCAAGAAUUUUGAAUCCAGACAUUCCGAAUUUCUUACCCCAUGAAAAGGUUUUCCCGAUUCAAAUCGGGACGGAACUUUUUCGGUUGAGUGGUGCUAGUUUGAGUUCUGAUGAUUCUGGAUGGACAAGAAAUUUCAGAAUGAGAACACCAGCUAAGAAACCUAGAGCACCCUCAUACUUUUCCCAAUAUUUUCAAUGUCAAUUGAGGUCAGCGGAAGAGAGAGGAGAAGAUCCAAAUACAGCUAUCAGGACCCUUUAUAUCGAUCGGGAUCCCAUUACGUUCAAAGAUAUAUCACUUCAUUUGCAAGGAUACCAUGUUGCACCAAGGGAUGCGAGUCAUUUUGUUAAAUUAUUUGCCGAUGCUCAAUUCUAUUCAUUACCAAGGUUGAUUUCUCAGCUCUAUGAAGAAAAUAUCUUCAUAACAGUUGGAGAUCGAGAAUUCCAGUUUCCUCGCGAGAUAUUUUCUGAUCCCGGAAACAGUCCAAACUACUUCUCCCUGGGCUUCAGUUUCUUCUUCUUCAGCUCCCCUACUGAGAUAUUUCCCGGCCUAAGUAGAGAAGGUCUUCUUCGACCACCAUCUAUCCUCCCCCCAUCAGUACCCAACCGCUCUUCAAAGACAUUUUCCGAAAUUCUUCAUCUUCUCCGUGGCUACCCACUUGAAAUCCGUAGUCCAGAACAUCGUGCUGAACUCUUACGGGAUUGUCGAUAUUUCCAUCUUAAAGGUCUUGAACAAAAAUUGAUUCCUUAUUCCAUUUCUUAUAAUCUACUGCGCAAAAAAUCAGAAAUUACAAUUCGACUCGCGGAUAUCAGACAAUCUGGCCUCUCUGUCCUAACAAAUAUAUCCCCAUCUACUGCUCCCUCUACUGAACCUCUCACCUCUUCAAACCCAUCCCCAACAUCAUCUGUAGGAUACGUAAACUAUCAACGCCCCUUUGCCGAUUCAUCGCCCUCCGAGCUUGUUCUCGAAAUAGGUGAUUCGGCUACAUUGCUUCACUGGGAUACUAUGCGCUUGGAAUUUUUCGGAGAAACGAAAAUACGGAUGGGUAGAUUGUUGGAGGUGGUUGCUACGAAACUCAAUUUGCCAGUUAAGCAGCCCUUGGGAUUAUUGAUGAAAAAUGGUGGCGCGAGCAGCGAGCCAGCUAGUCCGGGCAAGAGUGGACUGAGUGAGGAGAUGGUAAGAUUGGUUGUUGGAGAAGACUGUGGGGUGGUGUGUGAUGGGAAGGUGGUUGAUUUGAAUGGGGCUACAGAUGAGAAUUCUAGUGUGGGUGGUCAAGGAAGUAGCAAGAAGAGGAGAAUAGGAGAUGGGAUUGCGCUUCCGGUAAAUAUGGAUGUAGGUCCAGGAUCAAUGAAAGAUGAAAGCUGGAUUGUGAAAUCGGGACAGUGGAGGUUGAGGGUUCAAAAUCAUGGGGGUGCUGUGCAAGGAGCGAGGAUGGGAGUGGGAGUGGGAGGACAGGCUUUGGUCAGUGGGAAGGCGGAGUGGGAAUGUGUGUUGGUGGCUGUGAGAUUGGAUGCUGUUAGUGGGGAAAGGGGGAGAAAUCUGAGUAGAGGGUUUCUGGGUGAGUAACGCGUGUGGUGGGGUGUGAUUCAGAGAGUGGAGGGAAUAGGAAGAAUGGAGAGAUCAGAUCUUGUAAUUUAGGGUUUGUAAUUCCGGGUUCGGGAUUGGUGUAUAGAAUACAGGGAAAAUUGAGAUGGCUGCGGAUUCUUUUGUACAAUGCUGUGAGAGUAAACCCGGUAUAGUUGCGGUAUUGCCUUCGUUUUGUUUACCGUCCUCAAGGAUAAAAUAAUGGAUGUU